AUGCAGGUAUUCACCGAGACUAUCAUCCUGAUGCUUCUUGGUGGCCCGGACGGCAUCGCUUCAACACGCAUGCCAAUUCCGUCUACUUCAUGGCAUCACACAAGCGAUAAUCCUGCUGCUAUCGCAACGCAUCUUGAAGCAACAAUUAUCAACGCUUCCACUGGGCAGCCUGUAUCGGCAUCGCCGCCCCUGGUCCUCGGUCCAGCCUGGCAGGCACCAUCAGCAUCGACAGCCGUCAUCACGGCAGCUAUAAAACCACCGGAUCUGCGCCGCUCGCUUCAUGGGCUCGGUGGCUGUACCGCUAGAGUGUCCACUGACCCGUUGCUAUUCGCCAUGCAGGUAUUCACCGAGACUAUCAUCCUGAUUCUUCUUGGUGGCCCGGACGGCAUCGCUUCAACACGCAUGCCAAUUCCAUACGCGGCCAAUUUUUUCGCUAAAAGAACGAGUAACUACCUCUUAGUACAGCUGCCGAGCCCCCGGUGCUUGUUUUCCUUGGUUGAUGAAUGUAUUGCUGUUGUGCAUUUCCUGCUGCUGCUCUCGGGUGAUAUUGAACAAAAUCCUGGACCUGACUCAGCAGCGGUACUGGCUGAACUUAAGAAACUAUCUUCCGGACAAUCUAAACUUCUCUCUGAAGUACAGGAUCUAAAAUGUCAGCUACUAGCGACCAAUGCCACCCUGUCUGAACUCAGUAAGCGCCUCACAAACGUGGAAACAAAUUGCCAGCAAAUUGAACCCUUGAGGCAGCAGCUCGGAACAGUGCAAACCGACACCGCUGAAACGGCUAGUCGAGUUUGCAAUCUUGAAACCCGCCUUGAUGAGGCGGAAAACCGCUCUCGACGUAAUAAUUUGAUCUUUUAUGGCAUUAGUGAUACUAACAAAUCUGAAUCAUUUGCUCAGUCUGAAGAAUUGGUAAUUCGGCUGUGCUCCGAGCAAUUGAACUUUUCCUUGGAGCCAAAGGAAAUUGAGCGAGCACAUCGCCUUGGUCGAUACUGUCCUGGUCGUAACCGGCCUAUUAUUGUCAAGCUCUCAUUUUUUAAAACCAAGGAAGCCAUCUUGUCAAACGGCCGUAGGUUUAAAAACACGCCUUACAGUGUGGGCGAAGACUUUUCCAAGAAAGUGCAGAACGCGCGCAAACACCUUGUCGCUUUUGCGAAAAGCAAGGCAGUUCCUUUUUCCCUUCACUACAAAACAUUAUUGAUUGGAUCAAAGCGCUAUACUUUUGAUGAGACGUCCCAAUCCGUUAAAGAAUCAUAG
Rhipicephalus sanguineus (brown dog tick) is the source of this 1254-nucleotide messenger RNA. RefSeq lists its product as uncharacterized. Bases 1 to 1254 code for a protein of 417 amino acids. NCBI's taxonomy places the organism in Eukaryota, Metazoa, Arthropoda, Arachnida, Ixodida, Ixodidae. The record is from RefSeq and is a predicted model, not a curated record. The transcript is spliced from 2 exons.